Messenger RNA from Cicer arietinum (chickpea), 1498 nucleotides. Its product is annotated as protein neprosin-like. The record is from RefSeq and is a predicted model, not a curated record. NCBI's taxonomy places the organism in Eukaryota, Viridiplantae, Streptophyta, Magnoliopsida, Fabales, Fabaceae.
AUUGAUACAAACAUGCAGGCUGAUGGUCACCUUAAAACCGGAUGUUACACUCAUACUUGUCCAGGUUUCGUACAAGUUAAUCCAAACAAAAAAUUUGCUCUUGGAGCUGCCCAAUCACCUGUCAGUUCCAUUGGGUCAGAGACCAAAUGGCUUCUUAAUGUCAAAAUUAAACAGGAUCAAUUCACGGGUCAUUGGUGGUUAAUUGUUGAAAAAGAAAAAAUUCGUGUUGGAUAUUGGCCUAAGACAUUGUUUACUCACUUAAGCAAUGGAGCAUCAUUGAUUAGAUUUGGCGGUGAAACUUAUGCUCCACCUAAUAUGGAUAAUCCCCCAAUGGGUAGUGGGAGACUUCCUCAAGAAAGAUUUAAAUACUCAGGUUUCAUGGGAAACCUUGAUAUCAUUGAUUCAAAAUAUAAUGAAUUCGAUAUUAAACCUAAGGAAAUUAAAAAAUAUAGUGAUGCCAAUUCAAAGUGUUAUGACUUGCUAUACAAUGGCGAGUAUCAAGGAUCCUACUAUCGACAAGCUUUUCUUUAUGGCGGGCCAGGUGGAUCAUCAUGUGGUAUAUGAUGUAUUCACAACUUUAGUAAAUAAAAGGCCUAAAAAUACUAUUUAAUAAAAAUUUACUUCAUAUAAUGGUGUCUUCUUUGAAAUAAUUCAUUCACUUUUUAUUCCAAUGGUUAAUUCAUAAUGAUCGUAAAAAUUACCUUACAUGUGGUCAGAGAUAAAUUAUUCUCAUGUACUUAAUUAUCAAAAAAUAAAAUUUUAAAAUAUAUUUAUCAAAAAAUAUAUUUUUUAAAAUUACAACGUUCUCAAUAGAAUGUCUAAAACGGCCAUAAGAAAUAAUUAUCCAUGUUUUUGAGAGGUGCAUAAAAGGAAGGAAAAAGAAAAUAGGGUGCAAAAAUGAAACCCAUUCUAUCUAAAACAGUUAAAUUAGUUUUUAUGGGCCGAAAUAAACAAUUGAGCCCAUUCCAAAAUCGAAGUCCUUCAGGAAGUAGCAACCACCGGUCCGAACAAUCUUCAUCUUCCAACUCUGAAAUGACGACGGGUUCAUCAACUUCUUCAAUAAUGGACAAUCUCUUCCAACGCACUCUCGACGAUCUCAUCAAAUCCAUGCGUCUUCAACUACUUAACGAAUCAACCUUUGGAACCUAGGUUAGGGAAGAGGGUUUUGAUUAAGGAGAUCGGGAGCGAAAUCGCUUGUUUUUGAGUGUGUGAGGACUGUGAUAACUAGUUUGAGUGAUCAUGAGUCUGCUGUUAAGUUGGCAGUUUCAAAAAUUAGGGAGUUGUUGGUUGAUCAGGAUCCCAAUCUUAGGUAUCUUGGUUUGCACGCGUCAGAAUGAGGACACUGGGGGAAAGAAAUAUACUCAAGUUUCAGCUGUUAUAAAAUCUAAUGAUGGAAGAGUUGCUGUUCCAGAUGGAUUAGUUCUUAAAGAGAAUCUUGACGACUUAAAAUCAAUAUGCGGUGAUGGUGAUAUUGAGCAAACUUCAUCAAGCAGGAGGU